This is a messenger RNA of Orycteropus afer afer, 2977 nucleotides long. It is a transcript of the gene TBC1D2B, whose product is annotated as TBC1 domain family member 2B. The record is from RefSeq and is a predicted model, not a curated record. Lineage: Eukaryota; Metazoa; Chordata; Mammalia; Tubulidentata; Orycteropodidae.
AUGCCGGGAGCCAGGGCCCAGACGGAGGAGGGCGGCAGCGAGGGCGCGGCCCCGGGGGGGUCCGCAGAGCCCGGGACGGGGCCCGGGCGGGAGCCAGCGCGGUUGUGCGGCUACCUGCAGAAGCUGUCGGGCAAGGGCCCGCUGCGUGGCUACCGCAACCGCUGGUUCGUGUUCGACGCGCGCCGCUGCUACCUCUACUACUUCAAGAGCCCGCAGGACGCGCUGCCUCUCGGCCACCUGGACAUCGCCGACGCCUGCUUCAGCUAUCAGGGCCCCGACGAGGCAGCAGAGCCCGGCGCCGAGCCUCCCGCACACUUCCAGGUGCACAGCGCGGGAGCGGUCACGGUGCUCAAGUUUGUCUUCAUUUCCCACAUCUCCAAAUUCCGUCCCCAUAUCCCAUAUGCCCUGUCUCAGGAUUUAGGCCAGCCUGUCCCCUCCCUUCCUAAGACACUGACAAAUUCAAUGUCUUCUUUUCGUCCUGGGCGAGGACAUAAUGAUAGUCGGAAGAGCAGGUUUUAUACCAGUGAAGAAUGGGAACUUUUAGACCCAAGCCCUAAGGACCUGGAGGAGUCCAUGGUACAGGAAGAAAAGAAGAAGCAGACCCCUGAAGGAAACAAAGGAGUAACUGGCUCAGGAUUCCCCUUUGAUUUUGGACGUAUUCCCUACAAAGGAAAGCGCCCUUUGAGAGACAUGAUUGGGUCGUACAAAAAUCGUCACAGUAGUGGUGACCCGUCACCUGAGGGGCUGUCAGGCGGUGGCAGCAUCAGCAAGCCAGCCUCUGAAAUGCAGCUGCAGGUUCAGAACCAGCAGGAAGAGCUGGAACGGUUAAAGAAAGACCUAUCCAGUCAGAAGGAGCUUGUACGGCUGCUCCAGCAGACAGUCCGAUCUUCCCAGUAUGACAAAUAUUUCACGAGCAGCCGACUCUGUGAGGGGGUCCCAAAGGACACACUGGAGCUUCUACACCAAAAGGAUGAUCAGAUCUUGGGCCUUACCAGCCAGCUUGAGAAGUUCAACCUGGAAAAAGAGAGUCUUCAGCAGGAAGUGAGGACCCUCAAGAACAAAGUGGGUGAGCUCAACGAGCAGCUGGGAAUGCUGAUGGAGACAAUCAAGGCCAAGGAUGAGGUCAUCAUUAAGCUCUCGCGGCAGCUCAGCGAGUGCGAGAGCAGUGCAUCUUCCCCCACCACAGUGCCCGGCUCUCCCUCCGCCUCCCUAGCCAGCCGGGACCAGCUGGAGUUGGACAGGCUGAAAGAUAAUCUGCAAGGAUACAAAACUCAAAAUAAAUUUCUAAAUAAAGAAAUUUUAGAACUCUCAGCUCUACGAAGAAAUGCAGAAAGGAGAGAGAGGGAUCUGAUGGCAAAGUAUUCUAGCCUAGAAGCCAAGCUCUGCCAAAUAGAAAGUAAAUACUUGAUAUUGCUUCAAGAAAUGAAGACGCCAGUUUGCUCAGAAGAACAGGGGCCUGCUCGGGAUGUCAUAGCCCAGUUGCUGGAGGAUGCUCUGCAAGUUGAAAGCCCAGAGCAGCCAGAGCAAGCAUUCAUUAAACCUCAUCUUGUCAGUGAAUAUGAUAUCUAUGGAUUUAGGACUGUACCUGAGGACGAUGAGGAAGAGAAGUUGGUAGCCAAAGUCCGAGCAUUGGACCUAAAGACUCUCUACCUCACAGAAAACCAGGAAGUUUCCACUGGGGUCAAGUGGGAAAACUAUUUUGCAAGUACAGUGAACAGGGAGAUGAUGUGUUCUCCGGAGCUGAAAAACCUGAUCCGUGCAGGGAUUCCACACGAGCACCGUUCCAAGGUGUGGAAGUGGUGUGUGAACCUUCACACAAGGAAGUUCAAGGACAGCACUGAGCCUGGCUACUUCCAAACAUUGCUUCAGAAGGCACUAGAGAAACAGAACCCAGCCUCCAAGCAGAUCGAGCUGGACCUGCUGCGGACACUGCCCAACAACAAACAUUACUCCUGCCCCACCUCAGAAGGCAUACAGAAGUUACGCAACGUCCUGCUUGCCUUCUCCUGGCGGAACCCUGAUAUUGGCUACUGCCAGGGUCUAAACAGAUUGGUGGCAGUGGCCCUCCUGUACCUGGAACAAGAAGAUGCUUUCUGGUGUCUAGUUACCAUAGUGGAAGUUUUCAUGCCUCGAGACUAUUACACAAAGACUCUUUUAGGAUCCCAGGUGGACCAGCGGGUGUUCAGAGACCUCAUGAGUGAGAAGCUGCCUCGAUUACAUGCCCACUUUGAACAGUAUAAAGUUGACUAUACCCUCAUCACGUUCAACUGGUUUCUGGUGGUGUUUGUGGAUAGUGUCGUUAGUGACAUCCUCUUUAAAAUAUGGGACUCUUUCCUUUACGAGGGACCAAAGGUUAUUUUCCGUUUUGCCCUGGCACUUUUUAAGUACAAGGAAGAGGAGAUCCUGAAAUUACAGGAGUCGAUGUCCAUAUUCAAGUAUCUCCGUUACUUCACUCGCACUAUCCUAGAUGCUCGGAAGCUGAUCAGUAUCUCCUUUGGGGACCUGAACCCGUUCCCCCUGCGCCAGAUCCGGAACCGGCGCACCUACCACUUGGAGAAGGUCCGGCUGGAACUGACAGAGCUGGAGGCCAUUCGCGAGGACUUCCUACGUGAACGGGAUGCCAGCCCUGACAAGGGUGAGCUGGUCAGCGAUGAGGAAGAGGAUACCUGAGUGGACCCCCGUAUACACCAAGACGCUGCUUUUCUUGUCUUCACAACCAAAGUGUGCCAAAAGGGUGAACUGCAGAGAUGCCUCUGCUCAUUCAAAGCCAGAAUGUAACACUGUGGCGUCCGGACAGCUGCUGGGCAGAUGUCCAGAGCCAUACUGCACUUUUUCAUUUUCCACUUGCGGUGGGGAGCAAAUCUGUUUACAGCCAUCUUCAUGUGAUGGUGUUUUGGUGACAUAUAUCAUGGUCAUAAUUUCAGACUGAAUGGUAAACCGGCAGGCUUAGCAGUUGGUUAUCUUCAGGAGCCCAUUU